AUGAUAGCCAUAUCUAUGCGGCUGAGAGCACUCAGAGAAGGAACAAGAAGAAUCCGAUCUGAGAGGACCUUUUUCUAAAGAUGUUUAUUGAAGAAUGUUUUGGAAAAUAGGAGUCUAAAGCAACAACCAAAAUGGAUCCACAGAGCAAAUCAUGUGAAAUCUAUAGUGUUAACUAAACCAUCCUGGUUUCUUAGGAACUACCACAUCACAAAUAAGAUAAACGAGAAGAAAACCUUGAUGGACGAUAGCCCUACCCAGCUUCUCAACAUGAUUAACCAUCUGAGAGAUAGAGAGGUGACAGAACCCUACACUACUCGGUAUAAAACAAUAAAACAGAAAAAGACGGAUUGUACUGUGAUAACUCUAAAACUGUAGUACCUUUUUUCAUCCAGGUACAUAUCCAUAAGUUGCUAUGGCGACAAUGUCAAGCAAGGUGUAGCUUACUAUAAUAGUGAGACGCUAUCUUUCAUACUUUCAUGUUUUUCUCAACAGUGCCUGUGAUCCUAUUGCAGAAAAGACGUUUUUUAGAUAUACAUUUCGGAAACCUUCAGUCGAAUUGACAUGGUUUGAGAUGUGUUUGAGAGGUCCGAUUUCGUAAAUCUCCACUUGAUAUGGCCCGCAUAGUCUUUCUGAAGAGGUUAAGAACACAUGUUUUAUUACCCUAAGCGAUCAGAUAGGUUCCAGCUAAAAGAAUGACCAUUUGAUCAUUAACGACUGUUUCACAAGUUAAAAUUUUCCUUGAGAAAUGUUAACACUAAUGAAACCUAUCUCAUCACCAUAUAUCUGUUCUUAUCUCCUGCUUCUUCAUUUGACAGAUAAGUGUACCACUUCCUGCAAAAAAUUGUCACAUAUUUUCACUCUUUUGAACAGUUAAAGUGCCUGGGAGAACUAACUCACUUAUUCCUAACCAAUCAAUUCUGAUCCAUCUGGAGUACCCAUCAGAUGACAACAUGGUCUCAAGGACCCCAAUUCAUGUUAUUGUCUACUUUUCGUAUUAUUCUUUAUCUCACCUCCUAGACUAUUUUAAUCUGUCCAUUCCAUAUCCCUCAUAUUCGCCGCCCCCCACCCUUAAAGUGGUCAUUCCGCAAUCAGAUUGUCCCUCCCCGAAAAUAGUGUCGACAGUAUUUCUCCCUCAGAUAUUCGCUAAGCAAAGCAGACACUAGUAAUAAUAAUGAAGGCUCUUGGGAAGGAUAUAGCUGUUAAAAAUGACAACGAAAAUAAUGAGAGAAUGGCACUGUUAAAGAAUCUGCGAAAGAAAAACGGAAGUACGGUAAGGCUCAGAGAUGUUAUAAUUUAGACGAAAGAUUAUGUAAAGUUUCAUCAGUCUCGAUAUUAAUAAACAUCAGAGGAAAUUUUACAUAA
Molecule: messenger RNA, 1362 nt
Organism: Spirodela intermedia
Lineage: Eukaryota; Viridiplantae; Streptophyta; Magnoliopsida; Alismatales; Araceae
Source: the annotation of a GenBank genome assembly